This is a messenger RNA of Fusarium oxysporum Fo47, 1015 nucleotides long. RefSeq names its product CybS-domain-containing protein. Bases 122 to 670 code for a protein of 182 amino acids. Gene Ontology annotation, molecular function: heme binding; ubiquinone binding. Gene Ontology annotation, biological process: mitochondrial electron transport, succinate to ubiquinone; tricarboxylic acid cycle. Gene Ontology annotation, cellular component: mitochondrial envelope; membrane. The record is from RefSeq and is a predicted model, not a curated record. NCBI's taxonomy places the organism in Eukaryota, Fungi, Ascomycota, Sordariomycetes, Hypocreales, Nectriaceae. The transcript has 3 exons.
AAUUGAUUGAGGUCGACAUCAUCAAUUCAAUUCUUCCUCUAAACCACUAACGCCCUUCGAAGCAGCCACCAAUUGAGCGCCGCGACAACAUCAACAAGAAUAGAUCAUUCAACGCUUCAAAAUGGCCUCAAUUGCGCGUUCCUCUCUGCUUAGGCAGACCGCUAUGGCUUCUCGAUUGGCCGCUGUCCCCGCGACCCGAACCACCUUCAUGCCUAUGCCUAGCAUCCGAUCUCAGCUUAAGGGUGUCGCUGCUUUCCACAACACUGCUCGACGAUCUGCUAUUCUCCCUCCCGGACCUCAGCGCAUCGAGGGUGGUGUCAACGACCCUGCUCCCAUCCCCGAGCCCAACGCCGCGCACGGCUCUUACCACUGGACCUUCGAGCGUCUCCUCGCCGCCGGCCUCGUCCCCUUGACCGUCGCUCCCUUCGCCGCUGGAUCUCUCAACCCUACUCUCGACGCCAUCCUCUGCAGUGUUCUACUCCUCCACUCCCACAUGGGCUUCCAGCAGGUCGUCAUCGACUACAUUCCCUCAAGGACCUACCCCGGCCUCCGAAAGAUCUUCAACUGGCUCCUCAACAUUGCGACUGUCCUCGUUGGUGUUGGACUGUACGAGUUCGAGACCAACGACGUUGGUAUCACCGAGGCUGUCCGACGAGUGUGGAAGGCAUAAAGUGGUUGAGCGUUGAUUGGCGUGUGUAAGGUAUGAAGGAUGCUGUUGAUAGUACUACUUGUCGCGCAGAUUUGUGACUGCAGACACCUGUAUAGAAAAAUUUCCCUUGAGUUAACGAAGAUUGCGUCAAUUUCACAUAAGACGGCUCUUUUACUUUACUACCGAACCUAAGGUUCCGGUUUCUGGUUUCCAGCGCGUCUUGGCUUGUGAAAUUUGUAGGCUUUGUCAACGCUUUCAGAGUCUAAGAAGCAGCUGCGCAAUAUCAAUUUUUAUUGUUCAAGCUCGUUAUUCUGUUCUGUACUAAUUUCCGCAAUAUCAAAUCCUUAUCUCAGUCCAAUCCAGCUG